CUAAAUACAGGGUUUCAACAAAUUAAAACAUAUUUUUCCGUUAACGUUACAAAUAAUACUUUGAAACUGACAGAACUGGCAUUAGCUUUUGUGAACAAGCAAACCAGCUAGUUUUUUCAAAGCGUUUUUUUUACUCAUCUGAUGGCUUUUAUCGAUAUGGAGUUAUAGGGUGCCAUUGGUUUUGUUUAUGUGUAGUGGCUGUUAUUUUUGUUCAUUAUGUGACAGAAUCAUUUGUAAAUAGUGUUUUCAGCAUGUUUUUUGCAUCAAUGAUCUAAUUUUUUAACUUUAAAAUGUGUAAAAAGGCUAAUUAGCGUCGAUCAACUUUUCUGAGAAGUAGGAUCCACUCGCCCAUUGUUUAUUGUGUGUCGCGGAUUUCGCGAAAAAAGGUUUUUGUGCUUUAAUGUUUUCCCGUGUGUUGAUAAACUAUGCUUAUUGGUUUAUUAUUCCUAAAAUACAGUUUCUAAAAAGAAAUUCACGAUGGAACAUAACUUUUUACCUUCGGAUCUACCGACCCAAGUACCUAGCCUGGCUGCCGCUAUUGCGAUGAGCUCAUGUGCUUACGCUUAUAGCAUUUUCAGUGAUCAUCCGAUGAUGGAAAAACCUCCUAUGCUUUCAAUUCCAAGCAGUACAGCACGCACAGAAGGUGAAGUUCCAAACCAAAAUUCUUACUUAACAACAGCACCAUCUAAUGGUAAUAUUAAUCGUGUCAAUCCGAGCUCGAAUGCUGGUCAGUCUGAAAGGGAAGAUAAUAAAAAAGCGAAAAUAUUUCCCUGCGAAGUUUGCGGGAAAAAAUUUUCGCAAAAAGGAAAUUUAAAAAAUCACAUGUUCUGCCAUUCAAAAAUAAAGCCAUUUAACUGUGAAGUCUGUGGGAAAGGUUUUACCCAGAAAUCAACAAUGGAUUAUCACAGAAGUAUACAUCAAGGUUUAAAACCUUUCAGUUGUGAUUUGUGUGGCAAAAGCUUUACACAAAAGGGUAAUCUUAAAACACAUCUCAUCUCUCACUCAGGAACUAAACCGUACUCAUGUGAAAUUUGUGGUCGUGGUUUUGCUCAGAGAGGAAAUAUGAAGACUCAUCUUCGAACUCAUUAUGGAGAAAAACCCUUUGAGUGUGAAGUUUGUGGGAAACGUUUCACCCUGAAAGGUAAUUUAAAUACUCAUAUUUUAUCCCAUAAGGGUAUUAAACCAUUUUCCUGUGAGAUUUGUGGGAAGACUUUUGCUCAAAAAUUAAGUAUGGAAUAUCACAUGAAUAGCCAUACAGGUAAUAAACCCUAUAAGUGUGCUGUUUGUGGUAAAUGUUUCACUCAGAAAGGCAAUAUGAAAACUCAUAUGAGGUCUCACAGUGGGGAAAAACAUCAUGCUUGCCAAAUAUGUGGAAAGUGUUUCACUCAAAAGGGUAAUAUGAAGACCCAUAUGAAAUUGCACUGCCGUCCACCAGAUGUUGAUAAACCGUAUCAGUGUGGUAUAUGCUGUAAAUCUUUUGUUACAAGAUCAAGUCUAGAAUGUCAUAUGGCCAACCAUGUUAAUCGAGGAAUUACAGGGGCAAAUAAAUCCGUUGUUGGCACAACUCCAACAUUGUCAGUGAAUAGACGCGGCAGACCUCCAAAUGAUCUGUCAUUAAAACAACUUAAUGAGCAUUUAGCUAAACAGGCAAAUGAUCUUUCUAUGAGACAAAUGAAUGAAAAUUUGUAUAAACAAGAAAAUAGUGAACAUGGAAACAAGCAAAUAAAUGAUCAUUCGGUGAGGCCACUGAAUGAUCCUAUGUGUAAGACAGAAAAUCCAGUUUCUUUACGGACUAUAAAUGAUCAUCUGAUAAAAGCUGGGAAUUCAUCAUUCAAACCUAAUGAUCCAUUUAGCAAGCAAGGGAAUGAAUUAUUGGGGAGAGCAUUAAAUGAUUUUGGUAGAUCUGGAAAUGAAGCGCUAUAUAGAUCUUUACAUGAGCAUAUGGGUAGACCAGGUCAUGAUUUUCUGAGUAGGUCACUUAAUGGCCAUUUAGUAGGUAGAUUAGGAAAUGAAACUCUAAAUCGACAUGUUAAUGAACACAUAGAAAGAUCUUUAAGUGGUCAGUUAGGGCGAUUAAGUAAUAAUUACCUUGGUGGGCCUAGUAGUGACCCCAUGACACGUCUCAAUAAUGAGCAGAUUCUAAGGCAAAAUGAACAUAUGAGAAGGCAUGUAAAUGAACAAAUGUUAAGGCCUACGAAUGAUCACAUGGGUAGACCAAAUGCUGACCAUUUAAAUAGGCAAAAUAAUGAUCAUUUGAACAGACCAAACAGUGAUCACAUGGGAAGGCCAAAUAAUGAUCAUUUGGGUCGGCCAAAUAAUGAUCAUAUGGGAAGACCAGGUAAUGAUCACAUGGGCAGGCCUGGAAAUGAGCACAUGGUAAGACCUGGAAAUGAACAUUUGGGGAGACCAAGUACUGAGCAUAUGAAUAGAACUAGCAGUGACCAUUUGGUUAGAACGAAUGAUCACUUAGCUAGAUCAAACGCUGAGCAUUUAGGUAGGCCAAACAGUGAGCAUUUAGGUAGGCCUAAUAAUGAGCAUUUAGGCAGGCCAACUAAUGAUCAUAUGGGUAGGCCUGCUGGGGAGCAUAUGGCAAGAGCAUCUCAUAUAGAAGAGCACUUGGGAAGACCUGGAGAACAUUUAGGACGACCAAGCAAUGAACAUAUGACACAACCUGGUAAUGAACAUUUAGGCAGCUUAAAUAAUGAUCAUAUUGUAAAUGAUAUGAGUAGAUCUACGAAUGAAUUAAUGGCCCGACCUAAUAAUGAUCACAUGGUUCAGCCUGGUAGUGAUCAUAUGGGAAGAUCAAAUAAUGAACAUAUGUCAAAUAGAGGAGGAGAUCAUAUGGGCAGAUCUAGCCAUGAACAUAUAAAUAAGUCUGCAAGUGAACUCAUGGUUAGUCCAAAUCAUGAUCAUUUUGGAAAUGCUAGGAAUGAACAUUUUGAUCGUGUUAAUAAUGAUCAUAUAGACCCUGCUUCAAAUGAGCAUUUGGGAACUGUAUCUAAAGACCAUUUCCCAAGACCAGGUCCUGAUCAUCACAACAGAAAUGAACUUCUGAAUAGCCCACAUAAUGAGCACUUAGUACGACCAAGUAGUGCACAUCUUGGAAUGACUGAUAAUGAACCUGUUUGCAGUAAUGGCAGCGAUCAUUUGGAUAGGCCAUCAAGAAAUGCAUCUGUUGAUCCAUCGGUCAAUGAAAACAUGUCAGAGACAGAAAACGAAUUACUGAGGACCCCAGAAAAUGAACUUCCUGUACAACUGACUCAAAAUUAAUCUCCUCUGAUAUGUGAAUAGUGGGGUUAAUGCUAGACUGCUUUGUCGUUAAUGCUUGGUUUUUAAUUUAGGAAAUCUGCUUCCAUCUGUGACAAGUUAAAAGUUUUAAUCUGUACAACGUUUCAUAAUUCCCUAGCAGUUGAUAGCAGAAUUAAUCACAAAAUGUAUGCAAAAGACAGAUAUCAUUGCCACUACACAUAGCACCAAGAGCCACAAGGACUAAUAGAACUUUUAGUAAAAAAGCCAUUUAGGAAAUUUCCUGGUUUUUUGUCAUUCAACUACAGUUUUUUAUACAGAGCUUAUCACACUAGAAAAAUGUUAUGCAAUAAGAAUUCAUAAACAUCAUAUGUUAUUUUACUUAAUGCCUCUAUCUUGAGGUGAAUGGUUACAUAGUUUUGUAACUGUUCAUAGAUAAUAAUUGCAUUUCAUAGCCUUGAUCAUCUGCCUAGUUAUUUUAAUUAAUCAGUUGUGUCAGGAGCAAAACAUAAAAUCAAAGAAUUUCCUAUGCACUUGAUCUGCUUCUGAAACAACUGAUUUCUCUUUAUAUCCCACCUACUCACUGUAAUAUAGUUUCAAAGCAGUAAAAGGAUGGCUCAAAUUGGAAAUAAUGCUUUGACCUUGUUCAAGGGAAAGUAUGUUUCUGCUCUGUAUCAGCUAAAGUACCUAAGUGACUUUAUUUGUGUAUUGGUAAUGUAUAGUAAAUGAAAAUUUCAUUUUCAGUUUAAAGCAUAAUUGAUGUAAAACUUGGAAACGUGUGAAAUUGACAUUUUGAAUGUAGCAGGAUGUUUUCCUAAGUACUUAUCUAUUGUAGUUUCUGGACAACAAAAUAGAUUUAGUAUCGUUAAACAUUUUAUUCAUGCAAUAAUUUUUAUCACUGGGUGCCCAUAUUGCAGAUGAGAUGAAACACAUAUUAAGAAUGGAAAAAGUUGCUAUUUAAUUUAGGUAACUAGUAAGUGAUUUUUUUUUUUUUUUUUCAGUUUACAUUUUAGCAGAGAAAUAUUUAAAUAAUUUAAAUUAUAUAUAUGUAAAUAUUGGUUAAUGAGAAAUUUGAGUAACAUCCUCAGCAUUCUGAAGAAAUUUGUUGUUAACAGAUGUUUAAUAUUUAUGUUACUAGAAAGUUUUUAUACACCUUGAAAUUUCUUUACAUAUAAAAAGAACUAUAUUACUAAAUCAUUAUGGUGUCAAAUGGGGCUAUCUAAGAAUGAUUUAAUUUUCAUUUAUGAAAUUAUUGAUAAAAUGUCAUUUUUUUCACUACAUAUUUCAUAAUCAUAUUUUUCCAUUAGUAAAGAUUUAAAAUUUUAUAUAAAUUUUUAACCCGUAUGAAGAUUUAAUUCCAUAUAACAAAAUUGUUGGUGAUAAUUUACUUAGUCCACGACUUCAUACUGAAGGUCACUUAUUAUUUUGAGAAGUUGGCUAAUCUAAUAGAAAUCUAUAUUAUACAAUCAUGUAUCAUCUGUGUGCCAGUUACAAAGCAACAUUAAGAUUUAAUUUCUGUAGAAUAGAAUUCAAACACGUGACUUUUAGGAUUUUAUCGUUAUUUAAGAAAUACUCAUUUACAAUGCAAUGCUACGCAAAAGCGUAGCUAAGGUUUUCAGCGCUCGGGGACACCUAAAGAUUUUGCGCUCCUUUCUGUGUUCCAAGAAUGGAAAGCAUUUCAUUCUGAAAUGUGUAUCAUCAAUUUCGUGCCUUCUGUAUGCUAAACCCCCCUUGUCCCACCCUAGCUACACCACUGCUUUCACGUAUUACACACAGUGUAGGGCGAUGCCGAGGAACCUGACAAAGUGAUGUUACCUAUUCUGCAAUACUCAUUUGGCAAACAACUUUCUUUAUUUUUGAUGGUCAUAUUAAGCAUUGUUUUUUUUUUAAACUUAUGUUUAGUAUUGUUUUAACAUUGGUUGUAUGAAGCAUUGUUUUUCUACUUAGUAUUAUUCUCGAAUAAAUGUUUCUUUCAUUUAAUUUUCCUGUGCUUUGCCACAGUGGUAAACAAUAUGUGGCAGCAUAUGUGGUUUUAUGAUUUUCAAUUAAAAUGCUUAUUGCAAUAAGAUACUGUAAUAUAUUUAACAUUAAUUAAAUUUAAUUGUUAAUAAAUUUAUCCAGUUUCCUAAUUCAUUUGUUGAGGCCCUUAUGAUAUCUAUAGUCUUCAUUUUUUAACUUUUUCUAUUUUAUUGACAGUAUUUGUAUUUACUUUGGGUUUGUUAAAAAAUUGUAAAUUCUUUAAAGAAGUAAAUUAUUACAUUUCAUUUGUUAUUCUAGGUACAUUAAUCUAUUUUAUAUUUGUUUUAUAGUAUCUCUUAAACCAUUUCCCGGCAUAUGUUAGUUUUCAAAGUAGAUAUAUUUAAUAAAUAGUGUAUUUUUCCUCUUUUCUUAGGGUAAAUUCUCUAUUAAUAAUUUAAUUAUUAAUAAUGCAAAAAAUACCCAAAACAAAAGUAAAUUUUAAAUAUUAAAAAACUAGUUAUUGUCCUUGAUUGUAAAUUAUCUGCAGAUUAUUAAACAAGAAGUUGAAAUUACUAUAUAAAAUACUAAUUUAAAUAAUUCUGACUAAAGAAUUUUUUUCAUUCAUGGUUUUAAAUUGAAUUUGUGUUCCUUGGAGAUGGUAUAUGGAAA
Stegodyphus dumicola is the source of this 5874-nucleotide messenger RNA. RefSeq lists its product as uncharacterized. Gene Ontology annotation, molecular function: DNA-binding transcription repressor activity, RNA polymerase II-specific; RNA polymerase II cis-regulatory region sequence-specific DNA binding. Gene Ontology annotation, cellular component: nucleoplasm. Lineage: Eukaryota; Metazoa; Arthropoda; Arachnida; Araneae; Eresidae. The record is from RefSeq and is a predicted model, not a curated record. Gene Ontology annotation, biological process: regulation of immune system process; regulation of cytokine production; negative regulation of transcription by RNA polymerase II.